AUGUCCUGUCAUUUGCCUGGUGAGAAUACAAUGUAUUCAAAUGUUGAUUCUAACGUGGAGGAAGCGGUUGAGUCUAGCAGUUCCCAAACCUCAAUGUUGUUAGCAUGGAUGGAUCUCAAUCUUCAGUCAAUGGAUGCACGGAAAUAUACCUUUGCGGAGAUGCCACAAUAUUAUGUAUGGAAUAAAAAAUACAAGAAGUGGCAGCAGCGCAAAAAAGGUACCUGCAUUGCUAGAUUAUAUUACUGCUACCCAUCCGCAAAGGAGCGAUACUAUUUGCGAAUGCUAUUGCAUGUUGUUAGGGGUUGUUGUUCUUAUGAUGAUAUUAGAACAGUGAAUGGGGUGGUAUAUGAAACAUUCCAAAAAGCAUGUUAUGCUCGGGGACUGUUAUCAGGAGAUUCUGAAUAGAAUGAUUGUGUCCAAGAAGCUUCGCACUGGGCUUCUGGUUAUAAACUUAGAAAACUUUUUGUCACAAUUCUUAUUCAUUGUCAGGUGGCUGAUGUGACUUCUUUUUGGUUAAAGAAUUGGGAAUUACUAAGUGAAGGCAUUUUGCAUUCACGACGUAGAGAGCUGAAUUUACCCCAGUUGAAUUUGUCGGAGGAUGAAAUUAAGGAGUUGUGCCUUAUUCAUAUUGACAAAUUGAUGGAGAGAUUUUCGAAUUCAUUAGCAGAUUUCCCUGGGUUGCCUGUUCCCGAUCAGUGUUUGCGUUCACAUACGGUAAACAGGCUGAUAGAUAUGGAGAUGAAUUAUGGACCCGAUGACUUAGACUGUUCUGAGGAUCGACAUAGUAGACCGUUGAAUGGAGAACAACAAAUCGCUUACGAUAUGGUAUUACAUUCUGUUUAUACCAAUGAGGGUAAAUGCUUUUUUGUGGAUGGAUUUGGGGGUACUGGUAAGACAUUUCUGUGGCGAGCAAUUUGUGAGCAAUUAAGAUUUGAGAAGAGGAUAGUAUUAUGUGUUGCUUCAUCUGGUAUUGCUGCACUGCUCAUGGUCGGUGGAAGAACUGCACACUCAAGAUUUCACAUUCCCCUGGAUUGUGAUACAAAAUCAACUUGCAAUAUUGAGCAAGGUUCUAAGGUAGCUGAAUUGAUUCUCAAUGCUUCACUUAUUAUCUGGGAUGAGGCACCGAUGGCUCAUAAACACAACAUAGAGGCCCUAGAUAGUACAUUGAGGGAUAUUUUCCGAGUUAAGCAUGUUGAUUCUGAGUUGAAGCCUUUUGGAGGUAUGACUAUUGUGUUUGGAGGUGAUUUCCGACAGACGUUACCUAUCAUCACGAAGGGUACACGGACUGAAAUUGUUAAUUCUUCCAUAAAGAGAUCUUAUUUGUGGCGGUCUAUGACAGUAUUGAAGCUAACCGAGAACAUGCGAUUAAAAUUGCCUCAUUCUGAAGCAUCGGCCAGGUUAGCAAUCUCAAAUUUUAGCAAAUGGCUUUUGGAAAUUGGUGAUGGUACAAAUAGUAAUAUUUUUGGAGAAUCAAUUAUCCCGAUACCUCUACACAUUUGUGUUCCCCGUCGCAGUGAUCCAAUUCCUGAUAUUGUUGCUGAAAUAUAUGGUCAGUUACUCUCCACUGAAAAUAUGUCAACCUAUUUGGUUGAGCGAGCUAUCUUAGCCCCUCAUAAUGACACUGUUGCGGCCAUUAACAAUUAUGUAUUGGGUCUAUUUCCUGGUGAAGAAGUUUCUUAUUUUAGUUCGGAUUCGCUAGAGAUUGAUGCCAAGAAUCAGCAUGUUGAAGAAGGGGACUACACAGUUGAAUUCUUGAACUCUUUAAAGAUUGGGAAUUUUCCGGAACAUGAGUUGAAAUUGAAGUUGGGGUGCCCUGUUAUUCUGCUUCGAAAUCUGGAUCAGAGUACUGGGCUUUGCAAUGGAACUCGAAUGAUCGUUAAGAGAUUAGGUAAGUGGUUUAUUGAGGUCCAAAUUUUGACCGGGACACAUGUUGGUGAUACAGUUUUCUUACCACGCCUAAGUCUAUUGGUCCACUACAAGAGCUUAAAUUUCACUCUGGUUCGAAGGCAAUAUCCAAUUGCACUGUCAUAUGCAAUGACAAUUAACAAGAGUCAAGGUCAAACAUUAAAUCACGUUGGCAUCUGCUAUGUCUCGAGUUACAUCGGAAAGGGGACUCAAGAUUCUUAGCUGUGACUCUCAAGGUAAACCGGUGAAGACUAUGCAGAACAUUGUGUUCACUGAGAUUUUUGAGUAGUGGUUUAUUGAUGUAUUAUGUUUUAUUCGAUUUGAGGACUAAGACUGUCAAAUUUAUCGGGUCGUUACAAUUUGAAUCUUGAGUUCUCAAUUUGUCCAAAUUAUUUUCCUGUUUUUAACAGCCAAUUAUAUGAAAUGUGAUAUAUGCACACUACUUUAUAUUUAAUUGUACCUCAAUUUACUCUACCGAAGGGUAUGCGAGUGUGACCGUUAUAUUGCAAUACGAAGAAGAACUUCCAUAGUCGCAACUGAACUAAACUAAAUUAACACCACAACCCAGCCCACAAAACAACCCAAGCAUGGUUCAGUUAAAUAAAAUAUAGUUAGAGAGGGAAUGCCCAGCCGGAUUUGUUGAAACUAAAUAGCCAACCUAUUCCCAUUAAAAAAAAAGGCCAACCUACACUACCUUGGGCGGAUCCUUCUCCACUCCCCCACCUCCUCUACUGCCCAGUAUCCGAUUUUUUUGGAUCUUCUAUGAGGUGAAGGCUGCCGCAUUCCAAGCCAUUAUUUCUUUAUUAAAUACAUUCAUUAUGAUUUUCAUUUCAUGUUAAUUAGUGGUGGUGUGGGCCGGGCCGGCCGGGUUGGCGCAUCAAAUAAUAAUUAGCAACUUUGAGAGGCAAUUUUGGACAAGAAUUGUUGACACAGUCGCAAUUAGCAAUGUUGUUAAAACCGAACCGGACAUCGAUCCGGAUUAGUAAAGGGUGCAAGGUUUAUCAGAUAACCGGUGGUUAAUCGAUAUUAAAAACCGAUCAUAAACCGGUGUUGACUUACUUGGUAUACUUAACAAUUAUUUUUUUUUUACAAUUAUUGUUUCACUUAUUAGAGAUAAAAGAAUAAAGUGAGAAUUAUUAAAACUGAAAAAGCAUAAUUUGGGCGGCUGCUAGGUCUUUUUUGGGAAAAGUGAACUGAUUUUUCUUCUCUUUAUAUUUUAUUCUGUACUUACCUUCUUUUGUUUUUGAAUUUUUAAUUGCAACAAAAUAAAAGGAAGGCGCAUGUUUGAUUUUAAGAAGGUGGGUCGUUCCCCUCAAAAAAAAAAAAAAAAGAAGGUGGGUCGUGAGUUCCGUGACACACCCGCCUCUUGAACUCUAAAUGGCCAACCUUCUCCACUCCCCCACGAGGCCACAAAUCCUUCUCCACUCCCCCACUAUCCCACUUUCCACACACACACGUACUCCACUGCAUGCGGCAAGUAAAUCACGUGUGUAGAAUCACUUUCUCUCCUUUAUAUAAUGGAGAUACCACUUUCUCUCAUGUUACAAUUUCCGUUUACUACUUCCCAUACAAAACACUUCGGUUCCAUUGACCGUGCGAAUUGCAUUCAAUAUGGCGGGCCUGCCUCAAUUCAAUCAGUAAGUACUGCUCAUGCAUCCAACAAAUACUACAUCAUGUAAUUUUGAUUCUUUUUCACUACUUAAUGCCAAAACUUACAGUCCAAUAUAUAGGCUUCCCCAUGGUUUUAUUGCUAAUCUGCAAUAUGAUGAUGCUCUUGAAAUUUGUGAGCGUGCCGACACCAUCGAUCUUAUUAUGUUGCAAGUGGAUGUCGAAAAUCAGGUAACUAAACAAAUAAAUUUCUUUUUAAUCGUACGCCUUUUGUGGCAUGCUGCAUUUUAUCGAUUUGCUUUGACAAUAUUCGUUUCUGUGUUUACAUCAGGGCACCUCUUUUUUGUUAUCCGGACGUGUAACGAAUUUGACGACGUCCUGGUCCCCUACAUCCAGAAUCCAUUUCGUCCACCUCACAAUUGAGGACGAAUUCAUUGGUGUUGACAUCGUCUUCCCGUCAUCAGAGUUACGAACGAUUGUUGAAUCUGUAUUCAGUCAUGCAGAUGUUGUCAAUGCUGACUAUAUGGCCCUUCUGAACAUGCUUGGAGAACAGACAUUUGAAGUCAUGGUCACAGUCGGUCCCUAGAACGAUGCAUUUGGUUAUUGUGAACUUGUGUUGGUGAAAUUAUUUUUGCCUUUGUUGAAUUGAGUACCAUGUCAUGAACAAUGAGACAAUGUAUUGAGUUUUCUUAUUUUGGACUUGCAUGUUAUUUGUCGUAAUACUCAACUAGAUUAGAUUUGUGAUUAGUAAAAUUUCAUGUAAGUAUUUUUAUUGUGAUUAGCUAAUCUUCAAAUGUAUUUCUAACUUAUUAUGAAUGUUCAUUCAUAUUACAUGUUCGUCUUCAACGAAUUGCAAAAUUGCAACAAUCUUAUGAUAAUAUAAAACAAGACUCAUUUCUCGACACUAUCAUUAUAGAUAUUGUAACUCCAUUUCCUUAAACAAAUGCGGCCAACGGGCCGGGCUGUAGGCUAGUUAUAAAUACAUAGUUAAUCUAGUUAGAGUAUUCCACAAUUAACCGCUAGCCCACUUGCUUGAACGAGUCAACCGUUUAAAACAUGUGACAACCUUGAUCAUAACUAAUUAUAGUUAACAAAUUUUUUUGUAUAUUUUUUCUAAAUCUACAAAACAUAUAAAACUGGAGUUGACACUCUUGCUUUAGAGCACAAAAAUGCGAACUUGGAGGAAUCCGAAAAAACGUUCAUGAAUUCUUAUAUGUUGGAGGGUGAAUCAUGUAGAGAAAUUCACGAAUUACCAUAUGUGGCCGAAACAAAACAAGAGAAUUUCACUAGACAAUGCGUACAUAUGGACAUGGUAAAUGAAAGUAAAAGUAGAAAAUAAUUGACGGCAAGAUACGGUCUCUGCAAGGUUCAUAUCAUUUGGUGGGUGAUUUGCUAAUCACCAAUGAUAGAUUACAGCUAUGUAGAAUCUAGACAAUUUACAGGUAUUGUGAACUCACCCUGUCAACUUGAUAAGAACUCACGACUAUAUUGAAAGAGAUAAAUUCGUGUAGAUUAUUGAGUUGACCACUGAUCUACAAAUUGUUUGGACGAGUACGAUAAUUUGAUAAGAACUCUGGAGAUGAUAGGCUUUUUAAAUGAAGGAAAUGAAGGGUUGAUGAACAAUGGCUAGAAAAAAUUGUAAGAUGAUGAGAAACAAUAAUAUAUUGCGGGUGAGGUGCUGCUUGGGGAAAACUUAGUUUGAGUGAGAAAUGGAUAUGUACACUUUUUUUUAUAAAUAAAAUUUGAAAAACAAAGAAAACUUAGGUACUUUUAUGCAUAAAAUUGGUAACAAAUCGUUUGAACGGGC
Linum trigynum is the source of this 5320-nucleotide messenger RNA. The record is from the annotation of a GenBank genome assembly. NCBI's taxonomy places the organism in Eukaryota, Viridiplantae, Streptophyta, Magnoliopsida, Malpighiales, Linaceae.